AUGCGUCCCCGUAUGAUCCGUGACUCUAGUAUAAUAUGUGAGAGCUUCACCAACCCUCUCAUUGGAGGUAUGUAUGCACAAGCACAAAGUCUCUCGGUGCAGGGCUUCCUUCAAAGUCCGAGUUCCCAUUCAUGA
Colletotrichum costaricense is the source of this 135-nucleotide messenger RNA. RefSeq lists its product as uncharacterized. Bases 1 to 135 code for a protein of 44 amino acids. NCBI's taxonomy places the organism in Eukaryota, Fungi, Ascomycota, Sordariomycetes, Glomerellales, Glomerellaceae. The transcript is spliced from 2 exons. The record is from RefSeq and is a predicted model, not a curated record.